CUUUUUCUUUUUUUCUUUUUAUUUUCUUUUUCUUUCUAUCUAUUUUUUGUUUUUUUAUUAUAUGAAUAUAUGGCGUAUUCUCUGUGGUUGUUCAUUAUAUUCAUUUGGUUAUUCAUUAGCAACCCAUUACCUGCAGUAAAAGCUCAAAUAAGUCUUCAGAAUCCACUUAUUUGGCAAACUUUAGUUACACCCAUCUCAAGUUCUAGUUACAACUAUGUAUACAAUUCGACGGUGAAAUAUUAUUCUCAAGAUUUCCAGACAGUUUUUAUUCUUAGUGACAACUACGGCCAUAAUGAGAGGAUACUUGUCAAUGUAGGUGAUGGAUGUAUGACUCCAAGUUAUGACGACCUUCUCAACUCCAACUACAAUGGUAUAAGUACCUUUAUAAAACGACAGUCAUUGAUCGGUCUUGUAUCUCGAGGUGGAUGUUCUUGGACAACCAAAAUCACCAAUUUACAAAAUCUUGUACAAAUGAAUUCAGUCUUAAGCAUCAAAGCGUUACUAAUAUAUGACAACGUUACCUACGCCGAUAAUGUGACGCAAGUGAUACAGGCCAAACCGAGCAAUUCUUCUACACCAGUAUGGAAUUCUGCUCAGCUUACUCCAGCACAACGCAAUAUAUCGUCUAUGCCUGAUAAUGAUUUACUCGCUACCAAGAUGACUCCUUUUUUCGCUAUUUACUUUGUACCUCGACAGUUUGGUCUUGAGAUGCUCGGAAAAAUGAACAACACAAAUCAAUAUAUAGAAUUGGCUACUUUUUUUACCAAUAGUGUUAUGGAUGAUAAUCCUCCUGGUACCUCAACAACAAACAACAAUAAUAAUAGUAAUGGAGGUAAUGGAGAUAGUAAUAGUACUAUUGACUCUUUAUUUGGUGAUGGAAAUCGUGGAUACAUUGCUUACCUUGUCGCUGCAGGUGUAGCUAUUAUUUUAGCCAUUGUCCUCUUGAAAUGGUGUAGAAACCCUCGAUUCUUUGCAAGAGAAACAGGAAACAAUGAAAUAGAUGUGGAGAAUCAUAUUGGAAUGCGACCUUUUGGACAACCUCAACAAACUGAUCAAGUAUCUUGUGUUCCAAUGGAAAAAUUGGAUACAUUAUGUCCUAUGCAGACUGCAGCUGAAGCGAUGUCAACAAUGAAGAAUACUAUGUGUGCUAUUUGUUUAGAUGAAUUCAAACCAACAAGUGAAAUUCGAUUAUUACCUUGUCAUCAUGGAUUUUGUACAAGUUGUAUUGAUGUUUGGCUGACUAAGAAAUCAAGCUGGUGUCCUAUAUGUAAAUACGAUUGUUGUCAAGAAGUUGAAUCGGAACAACAGGAUAACGAUGGUGAUUUAGGAACAAUGGGUUUGAAUCAAAACAACAUUGGUAAUACGACUUCACCAGCAUCUCCUUCUUCUUCUACAGGAAUACACAAUACCACCAAUGAUGCCAGUAAUAUCCAUUCUAAUAACGACAAUGACCCUAUGAUCACCUCAUCAGUCAAUUCUAAUCAUUCAUCAUUACAAUUAAAAAAUGGCGAUCAAGAAAUUCCAGUCAGUGAUCAAAGUAUGCAAUUACAGUCAACGAUGAUAUCACCUCCACCUUCCUAUGUAUCAUCACAACAACAACAACAAUCAUCAUCAUCAUCAUCACCUCCAAUACGUACGACAAGAACAGAUAUAUAACGAUCUAUCGACCCUCCCUUGAUGUAUUUUUAUCGAUUUUAGUAUUUAUUGUUAUUUAGUGUAUCUAUCCAUUUUUACCAUUAUAUUAGUAUAUUAUUUUUUCACUUUUAUUAUUUAACCCUAUAUUAUAUUCCCC
Messenger RNA from Halteromyces radiatus, 1792 nucleotides. RefSeq lists its product as uncharacterized. Bases 70 to 1656 code for a protein of 528 amino acids. The transcript has 5 exons. NCBI's taxonomy places the organism in Eukaryota, Fungi, Mucoromycota, Mucoromycetes, Mucorales, Cunninghamellaceae. The record is from RefSeq and is a predicted model, not a curated record.